Molecule: messenger RNA, 1773 nt
Organism: Tetrahymena thermophila SB210
Lineage: Eukaryota; Ciliophora; Oligohymenophorea; Hymenostomatida; Tetrahymenidae
Exons: 1
Source: RefSeq, a predicted model, not a curated record
AUGAAAUCACUUUAAAAUAGUAAUAAAGAUAAUGCAGAAAGAGAAUUAGCUUUAUAUUUUUAAACCUCUUCAGAUAAAAAUGAGCAAGAUUAAGAUGGUGAAGCAGAAAACAGAUGGGGAGACGAUAAAUCAGAAUAAUUUCAAAAAAAUCGUUUUCAUUUGCAAAAUAAUAUUUCGCAUUCGAAAAAUGAAAACAGUAUUUAUAAUUUGAAAUAUGAACAGAGUAUUUAUCAUUCGGAAAAUGAAAAUAGUGAUAAUUAAAAUAGAGAAUACCGAAAAGAAGAAGAAAACAUACAUAAAUUAGUUGAAAAAAGUCAAAUGGAACACUUAAAAUAAAAUAAUCCAUAAGUUUAUUUAAAGUUUUAAUAAUUAUAUGAUGAGAUUGGUGUCUGCCUUAGUUCUAUUUAAUAAUAGAAUUAUUUACUAGAUGAUAAUAACAAACAAAAGAAGAGAGCGGCUUAAUAUAUAAGUUAAAUGUGGAAUGGAAUUAUUAAAGAAAAUUAAAUACAUAUAUUCUGGUAUUUUAUUUAACCUAGCGAGGAGGAAUUAAACAACAUGAAUAAGCUGAUAAAAGAUUUAUAAAAAGAAUAUGAAAAAAUAGCUUUUUUUAAGCCUUAUUUUGAAGAAGAUUAAUUUUUAGAUGAAAUAAAUAUACAUGGAUUCAUAAAAAAUCCUAUUUAUUUAAUUAUUUCUUGCAAAAACUAAAGUUUUUAAAGCUUAGAAAUGCUAAUCAAUCAAAUAAAGAAGAUUAAAAAUGAAAAUCAAAAUAUUAAAUUAUAGAAAAUUAAUUUUCAAGUUUAAGACGAGGAAUCCUCUUUAAAGUUAAAAGAAUACACUAAAAAAAUUGAUAUAGAAUGUAAAGUAAUUUCAUAUUAGGAAAUUUCAAAUGAGAUUUCUCUGUUUAUAACUCCUCAGGAAUUCAGAAGAGUGAUUCCUAUAAAAGAUAUCAAUUUAUUCUUUCAGUGUAAAGAAUUGAAAUAAAAAUAUUUAUAACUGCACACAGAUGAUUUUUCUUAGUAUAAUUUAUUUGAUUUUUAGCCUAGUAAAAUUAACUUGGAAGAAAAUCUGAAAUAAGCUGUAAUUAUUAUGGAGAACAGAAAUCUGAAAGUUGACUCAUUAAUUUUAAUUCCUAAUUCACAUAAAAGAUUAUCUAAGGAUAUUGAGAUACAAUUUUUAGAAGCUAGAAAAGAUGAAUAAAAUCUUUGUAAAAGAAUAUUAAAGCUUUAUACAAUGGAAAAUUGUUACUUGCAUAGAUUUGUUAAUGGAUGUCUCUAUACUUUGAAUUAAGAUAUAAUAAAUCUAGUAUGGAAUUUAGUUUUAAUGGUUAGAGUAGCUCUGUACAAGCAUGAUGAUUUGUCUGAAACAGCCAUUAAAUAAGGUAAUACUUCACCUUUGAGAUUAUAUAGAGGAAUUACUUUAUCAUAAGAAUAUUACUAAAAAAUUAUUGAAACUGGGACAGAAAUUUGCCUGGUAUCUUUCAGUUCUUUCUCAUCAACAAAGGAAGUCGCAUAUGAUUUUAUAAAAAAAAGUGAUUUCUUUGCUUAAAAUGAAUAAACAGAACCAGUUCUUUUUGAGUUUGAAUUUUCUUGUAACUCUGCUAACUUUGAUAAGAGGCCAAAAGCCAUAUUUUAACAAAGCAAAUAUAAAACGGAAGAUGAAUACCUUUUACCACCUGGAUGCAUUUUCAAAAUUGAAAACAUAGAAAAUAAGGACAGUAAACUUUUUUGCCAUAAAGUUCGCCUUACUCAAAUUGAAAAUGUUUAAUUUGAUUGA